Messenger RNA from Myripristis murdjan (pinecone soldierfish), 3728 nucleotides. RefSeq names its product signal transducing adaptor molecule (SH3 domain and ITAM motif) 2 (gene stam2). NCBI's taxonomy places the organism in Eukaryota, Metazoa, Chordata, Actinopteri, Holocentriformes, Holocentridae. Gene Ontology annotation, molecular function: phosphatidylinositol binding; ubiquitin binding. Gene Ontology annotation, cellular component: endocytic vesicle. The coding region runs from base 140 to 1675 and encodes 511 amino acids. Gene Ontology annotation, biological process: signal transduction. The transcript has 14 exons. The record is from RefSeq and is a predicted model, not a curated record.
AUCAUUACGGACAGCCAAGUUUCCGGAAGAGCAACUGGUGCGAGUUUGAUGGACAAGGAAGAGAUAUUUGUUUAGUCUUGAAAACAGUCACCUAAUUUUCUUAACUCUAAGUGUCCGGUUGUUUUUAAACCCUUGAAUCAUGCCUUUAUUUGCCCCGAAUCCAUUCGACCAAGAUGUCGAGAAGGCAACCAAUGAAAACAACACAACAGAUGACUGGGGCCUCAUCAUGGACAUCUGCGACAGGGUUGGAACGACACCCAACGGAGCAAAGGACUGCCUUCGAUCCAUCAUGAAGAGAGUCAACCACAAAGUGCCUCACGUUGCCCUGCAGGCCCUCACUUUGCUGGGUGCCUGUGUGUCAAACAGUGGCAAAAUAUUUCAUUUAGAAAUCUGCUCUCGGGAGUUUGCUAAUGAAGCACGGAGUGUGCUAAGCAGGGCCCACCCUAAAGUGUGUGAGAAGCUGAAGGCUCUGAUGGUGGAGUGGGCCGAAGACUUCCAGAAGGAUCCACAGCUCAGUCUCAUCAGCGCCACCAUCAAGUCUCUGAAAGACGAUGGCAUCAGCUUCCCGUCCACAGUCUCACAGGGGUCCAGCGCAAAGACCAACACUCCUGCCACGAGCAAAGCGACUGAUGAAGAUGACCUGGCCAAAGCCAUUGAGCUGUCCUUACAGGAGCAGAAGCAGCAGGUAGAGACCCGGCCCCUCGCCAUGACCUCCGACUUCAGCAACUCCACCAACGGCGGCGUGGCUAAGGAGGUCCAGAAAGUGCGCGCGCUCUACGACUUUGAAGCGGCCGAGGAUAAUGAGCUGACUUUCAAAGCCGGAGAACUUAUUCUGGUUUUGGAUGACAGUGACCCAAACUGGUGGAAAGGAGAGAACCACAGAGGAGUGGGACUCUUCCCCUCCAACUUUGUUACAACCAACCUGAAUGCCGAGCCAGAGGCUGUGGCUUAUAUUGAAAAGGCAGCCAGCUCCGAAGAGACGAGUCUUGAAUCUAAAGUGGAGCCCGAGCCUGUCUUCAUUGAUGAGGGGAAGAUGGACAAAACGCUGGCACUGCUGCAGAACGCAGACCCUGCCGACGCAGCUCCUGACUCCCCGGAGCUGGUCCAACUGGAGGGUGCAUGUGAGCAGAUGAACCCAAUGAUUGAUGAGAAGCUAGAAGAGAUUGACAGGAAGCACUCAGAGCUGUCAGAAUUGAAUGUGAAGGUCCUGGAGGCUCUGGAGCUGUACAACAAGCUGAUGAACGAGGCUCCAUACUACUCUGCCUACUCCAAGAUGCAGCCGCAGCACUACGCACCGUCUGGCUCUGCUGUAGCCAUGCAGGGCUACCCGGGCCAGACUGCUGGCUCCUACCUGCCUCCAGCAAUGCCCCAGGUGCCACCCGCCCAGCCCUACAACCUCCCCAGUGACCAGCCUGCACCGCUCCAGUCACUGGCCCCCAACGUCUCAGCCCCAUCCAGCCAAGCGGCACAGCCUCCUUACAUGGGCAGUGGCAUGAAUGCUCAAUACAUGAACCAAGCUGCUGGAACCCAUUACCCGCCUCAGAUGGGCGUGGCCAUGGACAUGUCAGCCUAUCAGAGUGUCAACUCCAACAUGCCUCCUGUCUCCUAUCCAAUGGCUGCUCCCUCUCACCCAGCACCACAGCAGGCGGCAUAUUAUCAACAACCUCUCUUGUAAAACUCUGAUCGACAGCAGACCUGUGAAUACAGAACUCAAGAUAUUUCAGUUUGUACCGGUGGCUUCAGUUUAGCUCACCAUGUCUGUGGGAUUAUCGCUUUAGGACCGUUCGUCUGGUCAUUUUUUGUGCCUGUCGAAGUGAAUCAAGCGCACCCCGACAAACUGAAGUAGUUGAGGUGUGUAUGCACCGCAGGUCUGCUGUCCAUCCGAGUCAGGACUGUGUCUUUGUGCAUAUCCCCAGCCCUCUGAGGCAAAACAUAGCUGCAUCCAGGCGUGAGCGUGCUCCCGCCCUCUCUUCCAUUUUCCGGGUUGACAAUGAAAGUGGUUACGGUCUUCACAAAGGUCACACGUCACCACAGAGGAAGAGCCGAGGUCGCCCACUGGCAGAAGACCAUGCAAAGAUUGAUUGUUGCUUGACUUUAAAGAGAUGAACAGUUCAAAAGUACAGUGCUGUACUACUACGUAUUUCUGACUCCCCUUUUCAGAAAAUCCUGCGACAUGUCAUAUUCAAGAGGGGGAGCAAAGACAGGGGUAGUGUCCCUCAUCUUUGCUUAUACGUUUUGUUCAUUGUUUGUUUUUAAUCACCCUCUUGUUUUUAAGUCUGUCUUUAAGUGAAUUCAUCUGAAGGAGGGCGCAGUUGACCCUGUUUCCUCUUUCCUGUUCCUUUGGUGCACUUUGCCAGCCUUUUUUCUCCUCGUCUGCCUUUAGGAAAAAGAAUUUAAACACACUGGAUCGGUGUAAAAACUGGCGUAGCCCAGCGUGUACACCCAGCCAGUGCUUUUUAAAUCUGUUAGAGGGCAAAAGUGCUCGCUUCAGGGCAAAUUAUAGACAAUUUGAAAGGCUGAUCACCAUUUUCUUCACCAGCAUCCAUCACUUUAGCUGAUCUCUUUUUUUUUUUUGGUCCGGGUGUUUGAUUCUGAAGUACUGCUUUAUUUUCAAAUAUGCAUAUGGAUCAACAUUUAUAUUUGUGUAAAUGGUUCACAAUUUAUUUUCCCAUGAAUUCACUGCCUUGUAAUACAUUCUGUGGGUGCUUAUGAGAUAUUUAAGACAAGUAAUUUCUUUGUGUGUGCAGGUGUUUUGUGUCGUUUAUGUGUCUGUGUUUGAAUGCUUUUCCAUAUGUUGUCUUUAUCAUUGUCAAGUGUCUGAUUUCCACAGGGCCUAUGUAAUGUAAUAGGAGCCUAUGCAUCUGAUUGUAUGGGUUAACUGCGAGGUGGUUUGUGUUUUUGCAUCUUCCUGUCCUUUCAAUCACUCAUCCGAUGAAAAUGCUACACAUAUUUAUAAUGACUACAUCAAUACAUUUUUGUUUAUCUUUAUGUAGAGAGGAGUGUCAUUUAUUUUAAGUGACACUUGAAUAUUUCAGUUUAAGAUUCCAUAAUUUACAUUAUUUUGUUAUGCAAGUGCAAAAUUGUACAUGACACCACCUGUAAUUUGUAUAUUAUUUGGCACAUUAUAGAUUUUCAUGCUUUGAGAAUGUAUAGUAAUUAUCCUCAGCUUUGUUUUUACUAUAAAUAUCCAGGAAAAAAAAAAUGCAAACAGAACAGAAUUCCCCAAAUCUCCAGAAAUGUGUACUUGUGAUCAAGACAAAGCAAGUGAAGUUAGAGGUUCUGAAGUUAGAAACCAAAUAGGUCUCUUGAAUCUGUGGGUUAAAAUUAGGGAGAUUUCUUGGACUCUGCAGUCUUGUACUUACAGUAGCUUGAUAGAUUAAAAUAUGAUUCUAGCAGGAACUGUCUACACUUUAUUUUCUUUACUCGCCUCAUAUUAAAGGCACUGUAUAUUAGAUGUAAGAUAUCUGGUUUUGUCAAUGUUGGCAUUGCACCUUAACUUUGUAAACAUUUAUGUACCACUGGAUGCCUUGUUUUCUGUAGAAAUCAAUAUGACAUGGAAACAGCUUUGGAGGUGGACUUCUGUCCCAGAAGUUGCUGUAUAUCAAGAAUUCUGUGUAUUUAAAAUAUUCCAGGGAACGUUCCUGUAUCCAGCAUUUUAAAAAAAUAUCCUUUUGUAACACAGCAAGCUCAUAAUAUUCUUUGAAAUAAAAACAGACCUGUGUUCAAAA